Molecule: messenger RNA, 2668 nt
Organism: Melopsittacus undulatus (budgerigar)
Lineage: Eukaryota; Metazoa; Chordata; Aves; Psittaciformes; Psittaculidae
Gene: ADAM8
Product: ADAM metallopeptidase domain 8
Exons: 20
Coding region: 5-2533 (842 amino acids)
Biological process (GO): positive regulation of cellular extravasation; regulation of cell-cell adhesion; inflammatory response
Molecular function (GO): metalloendopeptidase activity; cell adhesion molecule binding
Source: RefSeq, a predicted model, not a curated record
AGCUAUGGCCCUGGCGCUCGCCCUGCUCCUGCUGCUGCUGCCGGGACACGGUGGAGCUGCGGGGCUGGAGGAGAAGCUCACCCACGUUGAGAAGUACGAGACAGUGAUGCCACACAUGGUGCUGGUGCCACGGGGGAAGAGGGACCUCUCUGUGCCACCGAGCAUCUACCCCGACCGUGUCCUCUACAGCAUCCGUGCUGAAGGCAGGGACUACAUCCUCAGGCUGGAGAAGAACAAGGCACUGCUGGGGCAGCACUACACCGAGACGCACUACUUGGCUGAUGGCACAGAGGUCACGGAGAAGCCGGAUGUUCAGGACCACUGCUUCUAUCAGGGCCACGUGCAAGGACAUGCCAACUCAGCGGCGAGCAUCAGCACCUGCAAUGGGCUCAGUGGGUUUUUCCAGGUGAAUGGGACCAUGUUCCUGCUGGAGCCGCUGGAGGAGGGUGCUGCAGGCCUGCAUGCAGUGUACAGAGCAGCUCACCUGAGGGGGAAGCGUGGCACAUGCCAGGAGCCCGGUGCCACCCUGCAAUACGACCACGAGCCCAAAGUCCCUGCAGCCAUGAAGCUCCAGCGCUGGAAAUCAACCCCAUUACACAAAGGUCCCCGGUACGUGGAGCUGGUCCUGGUCGCAGACAAUGAAGAGUUCAGGAAGCACAAGGACUUGCGCACGGUGCAGAACCGCAUGAAGGAGAUCGUGAACCACGUCGACAAGCUCUACCAGCCCCUCCGCCUGCGCGUGGCCCUCAUCGGCCUGGAGGUGUGGAGCUACAAGGACAAGAUCCUGGUGAGCCCCAACCCGGAGCUGACCCUGGACCACUUCCUGCAGUGGAGGGAGGCAGAGCUGCUGCGCAGGAAGCCCCAUGACAACGCCCAGCUCAUCACGGGCAUAGACUUCCAUGGCACGACUGUAGGGCUCGCCAAGAAGCUUGUGAUGUGCACCAGGGACUCGGGUGGUGUCAACCAGGACCACAGCACAAAUCCCAUCGGUGCCGCAUCCACCAUGGCUCACGAGCUGGGGCACAACCUGGGGAUGUCUCACGAUGAAGACGUGGCCGGAUGCCGCUGUCCUGUCCCCAAAGCUGAUGGAGGCUGUGUCAUGGCAGCGAGUGUUGGCCUGGUUUACCCCAAGCUGUUCAGCCGCUGCAGUGAGCAGGACAUGUGGCACUUCCUCGGGGACCCCAGGACCCGCUGCCUGCUCAACGCCCCCAGGGCCGACGAGCUCUAUGGGGGUCCUGUAUGUGGGAACCAGUUUGUGGAGCGGGGAGAGCAGUGCGACUGCGGCGUGCCGGAGUCUCUCCCUGUGCCGCAGGAGUGCUCCGACACCUGCUGCAAUGCCACCACCUGCCAGCUGAGAGAGGGAGCCGAGUGUGCCCGGGGGGAAUGCUGCCAGGACUGCAAGGUGAAGGCUGCAGGUGUGCUCUGCCGGGGCAGCAAGAACGACUGUGACCUGCCCGAGCACUGCACGGGGCUCAGCGCCGAGUGCCCAGAGGAUGUGUUCCAGGAGAACGGCAUCCCCUGCCACAACGGCAAUGGUUACUGCUACAACGGGGCCUGUCCCUCGCACGGCGAGCAGUGCCGUGCGCUCUGGGGCGCAGAGGCUCAGGUGGCUCCCGAUGUCUGCUUCAAGCACAACAGCGAGCAGCACCUUCACCUCCACUGCCUCACCGAGUACGGGAAGCGGCCAUGCAGCCCCAAGGAUGUGAAGUGUGGCACAUUGCUGUGCCUGAGCGACAACACCAGCCCCGUCCUCGGCGCCGGCUCCUACUCCCUCUUCUUCGGCCGCUUCAAGUGCAAGGCAGUCAUCGCCAGCAGCGAUGCCAACGAGGUGGUGGCCAAGCUGCGGCUGGUGCCCACCGGUGCCAAGUGUGGAGAGGAGAUGGUGUGCUAUGGUGGGCGCUGCCAGAACCUCCUGGUGUACGGCAACAAGAACUGCUCGGCCAAGUGCAACAACCACGGGGUGUGCAACCACAAACGGGAAUGUCACUGUGAGCCGGGCUGGGCAGCGCCCUACUGCGAGCAUCAGCUGUCGGGGAUGGAGACAGGGAACAGCAGUGUGGUGGUGGUGAUGGCGGUGCUGGCGGUGCUGGCUCUCGGUGGCAUCCUGCUGUGCGGGGGCCUCCUGCUGCUCAGGGGCAGGGGGGCAAAGCGCUUCCACAGCGGGUACCUCCCGUCCGAGCGCAGCGCCCGUCGGAAGCGGCCCCACAGCGGCCGUGUGCCCCACAGCGGCCCCCCCGCAGGCCUGGCCAACCCGCUCUUCCAGGAGGGCGGCCACUCGCGGCCCCCCCGACGGCCGCUGUCCCACCGCGACAUCGGCCCCCCCAGACUGCUCAGCAGCACCGCGGCCCCACGGGGGGACCCGAGGCCGGACCCCGAGGUGAAGCCGAAGCCCCCCCGGAAGCCUCUCCCAGCGCUGAAGACCAAGACCCCUCUGGAGCCGUCAGGAGCAGCCCUUGCCCCAGCCCCGGCCGUGCUCUCCCAGCGGGGCCCCCCCCCGAAGGUGGCCCUGCAGCCCCCGGUGGGCAGGAGGUGACCGAGGCUGCCCCAUGCACCCCCCACGGAGCGGCCUCGCUCCCACCGUACUUGAACCCCUCUGCAAUGCCCCCGGAGGGCUGCAGUGUUUACACACCCUCGAGCUGUGCCUUAGACCCCACCGCGGUGUGGGCUC